AAGGAAAAUAGCGGCCUCUUUCAUAUAGACCAGCCCAUUGGACGACGAGGAGUAGACCAACGCAAGCUUAGCCCACGAGAAUUGAAGUGGGCGGCGGUUCGGCAAAGGGCAAGGGACGGCGACCGCCCACCGGAGGCGGAGACAGAUCGAGAUCGGCGGGGGAUGGCGGCGCGGGAACGGGACGGUGAAGGGAGGCGGGCGCACUUGACGAUGGUUGGCGUGCAGCUCGUCUACGCCGGGUACCACGUCAUCGCUAAGCAGGCGCUCAAUGUUGGGGUCAACCGCGUCGUCUUCUGCGUCUUCCGGGACCUCCUCGCCCUCUCCGUCCUCGCGCCGCUCGCCUUCUUCCAGCACCGCAUCUCGUCCGUGCAGGCGCGUCCGCCGCCUCUCACCCGGCGCCUCGUCGGCUCAUUCUUCCUUCUCGGGCUCACUGGCGUCUUUGGGAACCAGCUGCUGUUCUUGCUUGGCCUCAGCUACACUAACCCCACCUACGCGGCCGCCAUUCAGCCGUCUAUUCCUGCCUUCACCUUCAUCCUAGCCCUUAUCAUGGGGACCGAAACGGUGAGCUUGAUCUCAAACGAGGGCAGAGCCAAGAUAGGUGGCACAGUCGUUUGUGUGCUGGGAGCCGUUCUCAUGGUGCUCUAUAGAGGCCCAGCUGUGUUUGGUAGCAGCGAGCUUGAGCUUGAUGUUUAUAGUCAUGGUGUUAUAGCUGACAUGACACAGCCUGAGCCUGCCGGACCUCUAAUAUCUUUGUUCAUGGCCUUUGGGCUGGAAAACUGGCACAUUGGAGUGCUGUGCUUGAUAGGGAACUGUCUAUGUAUGGCUACUUAUCUUGCUUUACAGGCUCCAAUUUUGGUGAAAUAUCCUUCAAGUCUGUCACUGACUGCAUACUCAUACUUCUUUGGAGUGGUUUUAAUGGUCAUUUCUGGGGUUUUUGCAACAAACGAUAAACACGAUUGGAGUUUGACUCAAUCCGAGGUUGCUGCUGUUGUAUAUGCUGGUGUCAUGGCAUCUGCUCUUAAUUAUGUCCUAUUGACAUGGUCCAACAAAAUACUGGGACCUGCUAUGGUAGCACUUUAUAGCCCUCUUCAGCCAGUGGUCUCUGCUCUAUUGUCUAUGAUUUUUCUGGGAAGCCCAAUUUACCUUGGAAGUAUUUUUGGAGGACUUCUAAUCAUCUUCGGUUUAUACCUUGUGACCUGGGCACGCCACAGAGAAAAACUGGCAAGUAUUGGAGUACCUUAUGUAACAUGUGUAUCGGAGUCACUCGAUGGUCCUUCUCAUGUUGCAAAGACUGUGCCCUUCAUAUCUCUUUCAAGGCUGUGGGAUGUGCCACAUGAGUCUUGAGAACUUGGAGGUGUUUGAUCUAUACAACCUUUAGGUACCCCUCUUACUAAAACUAUGGAUACAGAAAACACACAUAAAAAAGGGAAAUGCCACAGAAAAUAAUAUUGAUUUAUCUUGUAAAAUUGUAGUCUGCCCUUCUAGGAGCAGUUGGGUUAGUCACUAGAGAGAUUUGACAGGCUAGGUUUAUGUCCGUUGGUUUUGUGAGACUUAACAACUCUGAUGUUGUUGGACGGACCUGACACCAAACGCAAUGUGAGCUCCACUGGGGAACCGAAGAAAAACAGCAUGCAUAUUCUGUUAAUUCCCACGUAUACAGACAUAAAUUUGUAGCUAUACACCGACAUCGAUUCAAAGAGCAGUAACUCUGCAUAUCUGUUAGUGCCUGCGGCUUGUAUAAUAUUGUCCACAUUUUGCACCAUGUUUCUAUUUUUUUUAAUAA
Molecule: messenger RNA, 1783 nt
Organism: Zea mays
Lineage: Eukaryota; Viridiplantae; Streptophyta; Magnoliopsida; Poales; Poaceae
Product: WAT1-related protein At5g45370
Exons: 6
Coding region: 163-1344 (393 amino acids)
Cellular component (GO): membrane
Molecular function (GO): transmembrane transporter activity
Source: RefSeq, a predicted model, not a curated record